GCACUGAAUUUUGGGAGCUAGCUCCGAGGUCCGACGGGGGGAAUGGCGGGGUCUUCCAGACAGAGGGACUCGUUCGUGUUGAAAUACCUGCUGACCAUCUCCGCCGCAACUGUCUCCGAGUCAGUGACGUUUCCACUGGACAUUGUCAAGACGAGGCUCCAGGUGAGUCGACAGUUGAGUGGAUUACCUCGUGUCGGUCUAGUCGGGACUGCUGCCUCCCUGGUGAGGAAGGAAGGAUUUCUGCGGCUGUGGGCGGGGCUACGUCCAGCUGUCCUCAGACAUUGGGUUUACUCAGGCUGCAGAAUGUCAUUCUAUGAGCUGAUAAGAGACCAUGUGUUCAAGAGAGAUAGCAGAGGAAGAUACCCUCUCUGGUAGGACCUUUAUCUCUUCUCCUUCUUCCUCUGUAUUGUCCUUCUCCCUUCCUUCUUUCCAUGACGAGUCUCAUAAUGUGUGGGUAUAAAAGGUUUCUGCAAGCGACAGGCACGAUUCGGCAACAUUUUCGACAGGAAGGCUGUGCCGACAGGUAUGAUAGCUGGGGCUGGAGGACAGUUCAUUGCCAGUCCCAUGGACAGAGUCAAGAUUAUCCUACAAAUAGAGGGAGCCUCCUCCUCUACCUCCUCUCUCCCUCGGACCAGAGGAACAUGGAGAACUCUGAGAGAUAUAGUGAGGAGAGAAGGAGGGAGAGGUCUGUGGAAGGGAUGGGUUCCCAACUGCCAGAGAGCUGCUCUCGUCUGCCUCGGAGAUCUGACUACAUAUGAUACGGUAAAGCAGUGGAUAUUGCGAAACACCAGUCUCAGAGAUACUGCAGUCACUCAUGCUUUAUCCAGUUUUUCCUCUGGUCUGGUGUCUGCUACUCUCGGUACACCAGCCGACGUUGUAAAGUCCAGAAUGAUGAGUCAGCAGUAUCACCAUGGAAACAGAGGAUCCCUCUAUUCUUCAUCUCUGGACUGUCUCACCUCAACUGUGAGGCAAGAAGGGUUCUGGGCUCUGUACAAAGGUUUCGUCCCCGUCUGGACUAGAAUGGCGCCAUGGUCUCUGACAUUCUGGCUGGUCUACGAGGAGAUUAGAGUUUUAGCUGGCAUUGGAAACUUCUGACACCAGACUAUCUCUCUCUCUUGUCUCUCUUCUCUCCUUCUCCUUUCCUCGAUUAUCAUCUCUCUCCUCGCCUCAAUAAUCAUCUCUAUUGCACAGCAAGCCUACCUGUAGUCGUGUGAGCGUGAUUUUCUAAUUACGAUAUUGUGACCUGCACUUCGCAUACCGUAAUGUCUUAACGUGAUUCUAAAAAAAU
Molecule: messenger RNA, 1288 nt
Organism: Geodia barretti
Lineage: Eukaryota; Metazoa; Porifera; Demospongiae; Tetractinellida; Geodiidae
Source: the annotation of a GenBank genome assembly